AUGAAUCCCGCUUCACAUGUCAAAGUCGCAUCCAUCACUCUCAUCCCUCUCACUUUCACAUACAUAGCAACCAUGCUCCCACGACCACGAAUCCAGCCUUCGCGGCUUCACAACCUCCUGAAACAGCAUGUCCCACCCCGCCGCACCAUCGUCGCCGCUCCCCGCCCCGGCUCCGGUCCUUUGAUGGAACGCCGCGGCGACCGCGCCCUCCCCACCCUCUCAACAGGAAUCCCCCGCUGGCUCAAAACCCUCCCCCUCUUCGCCUUCAUCAUGGUCGGCUCAGCGUUGGCGAUCUUUAAUUACCAGAAACAGAGUUCAUCCGUCGUGAGCAGUACGCUCUACGCCUUGCGCACGAAUGCGGAAGCGAGGGAGAUCUUGGGGGAUGAGAUCUACUUUAAUAGUAAAGUGCCGAUUAUUUGGGGGGAGCUGAAUCAGUUGCAUGGGAGAAUUGACAUUCAGUUUUGGGUCAAGGGGACGAGGGGGAAGGGGUUGAUGACUUUUAAGAGUGAGAGGAGGACGAGGAUGGGGUUUUUCGAGACGACGGAGUGGACCCUACAUCCAGCAGGCGGACGGGUGAUAUCGUUGUUAGAGGCGGAGAAGAAAGAUCCUUUCAUCCAGGAGACAGCAGACAAGAUUACAGUCGCCACAUGA
This is a messenger RNA of Recurvomyces mirabilis, 651 nucleotides long. It is a transcript of the gene COA1, whose product is annotated as cytochrome oxidase assembly protein 1. The transcript has 2 exons. Gene Ontology annotation, biological process: mitochondrial respiratory chain complex IV assembly. NCBI's taxonomy places the organism in Eukaryota, Fungi, Ascomycota, Dothideomycetes, Mycosphaerellales, Teratosphaeriaceae. Gene Ontology annotation, cellular component: mitochondrial inner membrane. Bases 1 to 651 code for a protein of 216 amino acids. The record is from RefSeq and is a predicted model, not a curated record.